AUGAUGCUGGCGCUACUUGUCGUUGCGAACAAUAGAUCGAUCGAGGAAAGAAAAUUCGGUGUUAAACGAUCUGUCAUGUCACGUAGAAGCAGGGCUAGGACGAUUGUCCUAAUCGGUUUGGUGUUGCUCACCGUAUUGGAUACCGUGAAUGGUAUACCAUACAAGAGAUCAUUGCUGAGAUUGUGCUCGAAGAGCUUGAGCGACGCUAUGAAUCUUGCGUGCGAAGGACGAGGAUACAACGAACCGUUCUCGUACAGCGGCGAGGAUGAUCCACAAGACUCUCAGGGUCCAGGACUCGCGGAGGAGUGUUGCUAUCAUCAGUGCACCUACUCGCAGUUACAACAGUACUGCAAGCCGGACAAGGCUAGUCCCGUGGUCACCGUAAAGCAGCCGGUCUGGAUAGAAAAAUACCCGUACCCGUCCGCGAGGCCAGCAGCCUCGUCGUCGUCAGAGGAGAGAUCGAGGUCGGACAUCGACUACGUCCACGGCACGAUUAAGUGUAGGAUCCAUGGAUCGAAGGGAUCACGAAAGAAGGGAGCUAACUUGGACCGUGACGACGACGCCGGCGGCUGCGAUGGGAGAAAUUUGCUGAGGAGGCAUCGCGGCGGACAUUGCGGCUGCAGACAUCGACGACAGAGGCGUCGUCGUCUUGGCAAGAUGUUAGAGAGGACACUAGCCGACAGAUCAUCCAAAAACGAAGUCUUUACCGGACCGGUAUCGUCAAACGGGGGUUCGUAA
Molecule: messenger RNA, 738 nt
Organism: Habropoda laboriosa
Lineage: Eukaryota; Metazoa; Arthropoda; Insecta; Hymenoptera; Apidae
Exons: 4
Coding region: 1-738 (245 amino acids)
Cellular component (GO): extracellular region
Molecular function (GO): hormone activity
Source: RefSeq, a predicted model, not a curated record